UCCUCUUGCGACGCUCAUUUGUGUUUUCCUUUCCCCUUAACCAUUGCGUCGCGUGAGAGUUUGUAGCCUGCAAAACGCGUAUCCGCCGUCAUUCAUUUUACACGUUGAGUUGGUGCAUCUUUUCAUAUAUCUUACAAAAUGUGCCAGCAAUAUUGCCAUGGAUAAAAAGGAUAAAUCCGAGGGUAAAGCUUACUGUCUGAAGCAAAGCGACGCAUUGCCACUGCAGCUUAUUCUCUUCCAAGUGUGUGAGGUAACAACAGCAUAGUGAGGCAUGUCCCAGCUGGAUUUGCAUGCACAUCUUGAUUGCCAAGCUCUUUAACAAAGAACAAAGAGAAGAAAAAGGACGACACAGGAGCACGGCCACAGAUGCAGUCUCCCGACAGCCUGCAGUCAUGUCCAUUGAAUACACCAUUGAUAUCCAGCUAACUGAGUUGGGAUUUCCGACUGACACCCUACAUGUCCGGGACACUUCGGUUGGAGAAGCACCCAUCCGCUCCACAUCAUCUAAUGAGUCAUUACCACCCGGUCACCCUCCUAUUACUCGUUCAACCACACUCAAACAGAGGCUACUGGUCACGGGCCAUCAGUCUUACGAUGGGACAGACGCAGGUUCAGUCAAACAGACCUCAAGUUUUGAACAAAAUGCAGUGGAUUUAAUUCCACCUGUGUUAAACCUAACUCCUGCACAAAAUGCACAAGCUGAAGAAGAUGGAGGACUUCCUGAACAACCUGUGUCUCCUUCAGACCAUCUCCAUUCUGGACCAGAGCAGCCGAUAACUGAUCAGAAUCACAGUAAACAGCAAGUUGUUGAUAAUGGAAAGCCCGAGGGUUUGACAGAAGAGCAACAAGAUGAAGAGAAUGACUCUGAUAGUGAUGUUUCAGAAGUGUGUGAGGAAGAAGAGGAUGAGGAGGAAGAAGAUGAACUAAACAGUGACACGAGUCAGUCAGGUGACUUCAGCUGCAGCGUAUGCGGUCUCCAGCUGACUUCCAAAUUCAAACUUCAAGACCACAUGAAUCUGCACACCGGAGCCCGCCCCUACUGCUGUGCUGAAUGUGGAAAGCGCUUCUGCCAGAUUAGCAGCUACCGUGCCCAUCUGCGCACCCAUGCCCAGACCAGAGCGGAGAGCUUUCAGUGUCGUAUUUGUCGCAAGGGUUUCUCACACCAGGAGGAUUUGAAACAUCACUUGGCCAUUAAUCACUUUCAGGAUCAAUAUUACGAGUGUGACCUGUGCAAACGUGUGUUUGCUUCCUUAGAGGCGUGUGCAUAUCACGUGAAGCAGCGUGCAUGUAUGCAGAAAAUCGGAUGUGAUUUAUGUGGGCGCAGUUUCUCCUCUACAAAACAGCUUGUUCGCCACAGGAAGAAGACCUGCAAUCGCAAUUUCAGAUGCACUGAUUGCAAGGAGUCCUUUACCAAGAAGAAUGCUCUCCUGAAACACAGCUUCUCCCAUCUUGGUUUGUUGCCUUACACCUGCGUCCGAUGCCGCUGCCACUUCCGCCUGGCAAAACUGUACCUCCAACACAAGUGUGAACCUGAACGCAUUCACUGCGUGGCAUGUCUGCGGGAGUUUCUCAGUCAGAAGGACUUUGAGCAGCACAAAAAGGACACAGGCUGCUGGGGCAAUCAGGAGCCGAAAGGGGAUCAGAUCAGAUGUUUGCAGUGUGGACAGAGAUUUGACACUUCGGAAGAGCUAAAGCAACAUGCCGGGGCUCACCAGAGGGUGCUGAAAUGUGCUGAGUGUGGAAAGGGAUUCCGGUCGGCAUUGCUCUUAAUGUCCCACAUGGGUGGUCAUGCUGGAAACUCACCCUGCCUUUGUCAAAGCUGUGGACUAGGCUUUCCCCACCAGCAGAACUAUGACAGCCACCUUAAGACCUGUGGACAAGCACCUCAGCCUAAGAGUUCUGCCAAGAAACGCCCAGCCCCAGAGAGCUCUUCAUCCGAGACCACAAUGCCCGAGACAGUCAAUUCAAAUCCACACUCACCGACUCCAUUUCAAGAAGGCGAAAAAAAACUAAUGAAAAGGCGCACUUCAAGACCUAAGUCAUCAGGUCGUAAAACUACAAGAGCAACUGCUGAUGUUUCAGAAAGCUUUUUUGCAUCGGUGCAGGUGUCUCAUAACCCUGGACUUGUGCUUGAGGGUGUGUCUGCUGGUUCAAAUACAACAGAUGGAUUGUGGAAGCUAACUCUUGACAAACCUCUUCUUCCAGCUGCUGAACUUGUUUUGCUUCUUCCUGUCUGCGCAACACCAACCGAUGGCCUGCCGCUCCCCUCUUCGGAAACUCAAACACCUCCAGCUCCAGCUGUGAUAGUCCAGCCUCAAGUAGCUUUCCCGCUUGUUUCAAAUGAACACAUGGCAGUGGGUGCCAUUGGAAAGCCGCUGAAUGCCCCUAUGGAUUUGUUUAAAGAGAUUAAGAAGUUUCCAAAUUAUGUAGCACCAUUUGAUUUGUCGAAAAAGUCUGCUCUGAGUGCUGUCCCUCUCCUUUCUGUUAAAAAUGAGCCUGAAGAGUCUAAUAUCUCAGCAGAGGCUUAUAGCUUUCAAGGAUGUGCAUUGAAAAACAUAAAAAAUGAUACUUACACUGACGUGAAGAACUGCAAAAUGGACCCUUUGGAUCUGUCAACUUCCACUGGACUGAUAAUGGACAUUAAGAAGGAGACCUGAGAGACCCACUGCAAACGUGACAUAAUCGUAGUGUUGUAGUACUUGAGAUGGGUCUUGGUCUCGAGACAACUUUUUGAAUGUCUUGUCUUGGAAUUGAAAGAGAUUUUACUCAGUCUUGCCUUAUUCUCAGACUCGGCAGACUCCUGAUUUUUAUUUAAUACCGGCGGUCAAGACCACCACUGAUUGGCAAUUUUUCCACAUCAUUACUGUUUUUAGAAGGCAAACAACCCUUUCUUAAACAACAUUUGUAGUUUUUAUCCCCCCCCCCAGUUCACAGCUACAACCUUCCCGGUGUUUCGCUUUAAAAGUGUGACACGUCCCCUGCGCACACAAGGAGGAUUUUUCAUUGAUAUUUAUGGUCUUGUCUCGGUCUCAGUCUUGAUCCCUAAAAGUCUUGGUCCUUAAGCACUCUGGUCUCGGGUAUACUUGGUCUUGGUUACUGUGGUCUUGACUACAACACCACAUAAUCAGGCUUUCCUUCGUAAGCUGGUAGGACAAAAACUCAAUCAGAAAAAGGGGUUUUAAUGACAGGGUUACAACGGUUUCUUAAAACAGUGGACAUGACGCUUCAUUUCACUCAUCUUCCAAAUAAAGCUAUGGUGUUCCACCUUCCCUACUCAGGUAGCUAUGAAGAACAGCAAUUAUAAAAAUGAUAUUUUGCUGCAUGUAAGGCAAUAGAGGAAAAAUACAUUAAAUUUGUUCAAAUUUGUAAGUUAAUGUAUUUUACAUAAAGAAAUAAGAACAACUGGGUGGAGCGGACCAUUCCCUGAGGGACUGGAGGCCAAGAUGCAUGAGCGGGUAUAGGCGCAGCUCAGGAUGGUUAUGUUGGGACCAACGUUUCAUUUUUUAUUAUGAGUUAUUUGUACAUAUAAAUCUUUAUUUUGUUACACUUUUUAUUUGGAUUGAUUAUAUUUCUCUCGGUACUUCAUCCAUGUUCAGCUCAGACACAGUCCCAUAAUUAAAAAGAAGAAAACGACUCUAGCCUAAUCAGUUUUCUUAAUGCAAUACUUCCAUUGACAAAGGCAUUUGGCAGUAAUAUGGGACCAAGCAUCAUCAGUUAUUAGUUGUAUGGCUGAUCUGUUGUGUAAAAUUCUAGUGUGCUUGUUACCAGAAGCAUGCAAACAAACAGUGGGCCUAGUUGUUCAAGAUUGGUUGAACAAAAUUAGAAUGAUUUUGCCAUCAUAAAAGUAGUAUCCAUCUAAAUGUUUAAUGUAAUGGAAUUGAGGAACUUUUAGUUUGUGUGGAGUUUGGCUCUGUGGUGCAAAGUUUUUUUUGUGUAAUCCAUAAGGUUUUAAAGUCAGUACUCUAUCUGGAUAUGGUUGAUCCAAACCAGAGAUGUAUGUCGUAUGGAUUUACUUAUCACAGAUAGCAGAAAAGUGAAUUCCCAAGUCUAGAUCAUUUACUAGAUUACAUUUUUUGAACAACUGGGCCCUGAAUGCAGCAUCCUCUGUCGCAGUUUAGGUUUGCAGUAUAACUACCUUUUGGACUUGUCUGUUUGUCCACCGUUGUACUUCUUUAUGAUGAAGCUGUUUUUUUCCCACACUUUUUACAAUUAUAAAUUGACUUAACAGUUGACUGUGUGGCUUUUGGUUCUUGAGUGUGAACUUUUUUUAAAUAUAAAUUGUCCAAUGAAUACAUUCCAAGUUCCAGUUUCUGCUUUGUUUGCAUUUUGAUGAACGUUCGUAACUCACUGGAGCAAAAAUGUUUGUGAUGAUAGACGUCCUGUCCAUGCAAUAUUUCUCUCAGCAGGAUGUCUCUCAGCAACAUAUCCUUGGUUCCUUGGUUUUAUUUAUAUGUAUUAAGUUGACAGAAACACUGGAUUUAUGGUUAUACGGCUGUAAACAUGAUUGAUGGAUUAUUGUGUUCAUGCAAAUAAAGAUGGUGAUCAAUAACAUGACA
Molecule: messenger RNA, 4556 nt
Organism: Labrus bergylta (ballan wrasse)
Lineage: Eukaryota; Metazoa; Chordata; Actinopteri; Labriformes; Labridae
Source: RefSeq, a predicted model, not a curated record